Molecule: messenger RNA, 1703 nt
Organism: Seminavis robusta
Lineage: Eukaryota; Bacillariophyta; Bacillariophyceae; Naviculales; Naviculaceae
Source: the annotation of a GenBank genome assembly
GUACUGGAUACUGACGAACGCGGGAAGGCCGUUAAAAAUUUGAUGGCUUCCAAUGAUCAACAGCUUGAUCCACCACCCACCAAACUUCCGUGCUCUGCUUCCAAACCCACCAUUCAUUUCUAUUCAUCCACUCGUUGUGUUGCCCUUGUAGAAGAUUGGCCAGUGCCAUUCGAACCGCAUUAUUUUCAUUUCCUGGCAAACUGCACACGCACUUGCUUCGUUUCCAUCCAUCCUACUAAGAAACCAUGAUUGUUUCAGGAAGAGCCUUGGGCCAACUCUCACGCAGAGUGGUACCCACUCGAAUUGCCGCUACUGCCGGUACAACCCGUGGAUUAGCUGAUGUGCAAGUGGAGCAUGGACGAGGAGAAUGGAAGACCUAUGGAGAUAUUGAUCAAUACAAGCUGGGAAUGUACCAAAUCAAGUGUUUCAACAAAAUUUCUCCCAUUGGAUUGGCUCAAUUUCCAACUGGCCAAUAUGACAUUCGAAAGGAUGCCGAAGAAGGCAAUAAUGCACACGCUAUUCUUCUCCGUUCACACAAGCUCCAAGAGGAAGAUGUCCCACACUCUGUCCGUGCCAUUGCCCGUUGUGGUGCUGGAACAAAUAACAUUCCUGUAGCUCGCAUGACAGAGCUGGGCAUUCCUGUUUUCAAUACUCCUGGAGCAAAUGCCAAUGCUGUGAAAGAGUUGGUUCUUUGUGGAAUGCUCCUUGGUAGCCGUCGUGUGGUGGAUGGAAUCAACCACAUGAAGGAAUUGGGAAAACAGGGUUUGGCAAGAGAGCGAGUGGAAAAGGAUAAAUCCAUGUUUGGAGGACAAGAACUAAAGGGCAAGACUCUUGCUGUUAUCGGGCUUGGCCAUAUCGGUUCACAAACUGCCCGUGAUGCCUACGCAUUGGGAAUGAACUUGAAGGGAUACGACCCUGGUCUUUCUGUUCAGUCUGCCCUCCGUUUGCCUCAGGCUCUUGAGCUGACGGACUCUAUCACUGCUGCUGUUUCAGAUGCUGAUUAUAUCUCCCUGAACAUUCCCUACAUCAAGGGCGAAGGGGGCACCCAUGGAGUCAUUGGGCCUGAGGUGAUCAGUCAUUUCAAACCCAGUGCUGUUCUGUUGAACUUUGCUCGUGGUGAACUGGUAGACUCAGAUGCUAUCAAGCAAUUCCUUGAUGCUGGUGAUGGCAGAUAUGUUACUGACUUCCCUGAUGAUCUUGUCUGGGACCACAAAAAUGCUGUUGUUCUUCCUCACUUGGGUGCCUCCACGGAAGAAGCCGAGGAUGCUGCCGCUGCCAUGGCGGCUGACACGAUCCGUGAUUAUCUUGAAUCUGGUACCAUCAAGAAUAGUGUCAACUUCCCUGCCACUAGCCUUCCGGAUCGCCCCGAUCAUUCUAUUCGUUUUACUGUUGUGAAUCAGAAUGUUCCCGGUGUCCUGGCACACAUCACAGAUGCGUUUGCCAAAGAAAAUUUGAAUAUUGUUCAACAGGUGAACCAGUCCAGAGGUGACAUUGCUUACAAUGUUUUGGACAUUGACACAACCGGCCACGAGGAUGUUCUCUGCUUCAAGAAUGUACAAGAACGAAUCACAAUGACAGAAGGUGUUCUCAGCAGCCGUGUCAUCUAUGGCGCACCAGGAAUGGGUUAUGCCAAGAAUCUGGAUGGGCAGUACUUUGUCUAGAUAGCUAGGUUCCUGAGUAAUAGAUGAUUUCAUUUCAUUUCG